Bactrocera oleae (olive fruit fly) is the source of this 1328-nucleotide messenger RNA. RefSeq names its product peptidoglycan-recognition protein SB1-like. Gene Ontology annotation, molecular function: N-acetylmuramoyl-L-alanine amidase activity; zinc ion binding. Gene Ontology annotation, biological process: peptidoglycan catabolic process. The record is from RefSeq and is a predicted model, not a curated record. NCBI's taxonomy places the organism in Eukaryota, Metazoa, Arthropoda, Insecta, Diptera, Tephritidae.
AGAUCGAAAUGUUGCGUUCAGUUAUCAAUUUAAUGCGAACAUGUGCACAAGUGGCGUGUCAGUGGAAUAAAACCCACAAUUUGUAACAACAAAUAUUACAAUUACAUGCAUACAACCGAACGAAAUAUUAUUGACAAAAAUAGUAGAGGAAGUGUCGACCACAAAUCACGGCGCAGGAACAAGUGGCACAAAACAACAAAACCCACCAUAGACCGCAGCGAAAAUUUAGUUACUUUGUAUAUGUUGAAAAUGAUGAAUGCAACCGAAUCGGUCGGAUAUACCACCACAGCGCUGAAACUGAUAUUGUUGCUUAACUUGCUGUUGUUCGGUACUAUGAACGUGUUUACUACCAUAGAAAUGAGCGAAGCUGCUGCUAUAGCCAACCACAAGGACAUAGAGGCAACAGGCGACCAAAUAUUAGGAUAUACGCGUAACUGGCGCUUAAUCACGCGCGCCGAAUGGGGAGCACGCACGCCCACCUCAAGCACCAAUUUCACCGGCCCCGCACCAUAUGUUAUCCCACAUCAUUCCUAUCAGCCGGACGUUUGCCAGACCGAGGAUGCUUGCAAAGCAGCGAUGCGCUCCAUGCAGAACUUCCAUAUGAACAGUCAUGGUUGGCCGGACAUUGGCUACAGUUUCGCCGUUGGCGGUGACGGCAAUGUGUAUGAGGGGCGCGGCUAUGAGGUGGUCGGUGCACACGCACCCAACUACAACAGUCGCAGUAUUGGUCUACUCUUAAUUGGUAAUUUUAUGGAUGAGCUGCCACCGGCGCCAAUGUCGCAAGUGACACAAGAUUUUAUUAAAUACUCGAUAGAGGGUGGUCAUCUGCGUGACGAUUUCAUUUUGUAUGGUCACCGACAGGUGCGCAACACCGAGUGUCCCGGAAAUGCGUUGUAUGCGGUGAUCCAGAAAUGGCCCCACUGGCAGGACCGCAAUUGACAAACGCCGCAAUCGAAAACGGCAGAAACGGAAAUUUUUUCCAUGCUUUCACAAUAACCUCAUAAACAUGAUGACAACUCUCUCUAACCACGGCUCUCUAAAACGGCUGCCUUAAUAACAUACUAUAGGUAUACAAAAGAGAAUGACGAUUGUAUUUGCAAGACAUACCAAAGUUCGCGUUGGCCGUUAUUAAAAGAGCGUAAAUGCAAACCAGUACUGGUGUUCGGUGCACUAGUAAAACCAGAACCGAACCAGUUAUACAGAAGUGUCUUUUGCUACGGCUAAAAAAGAUAAGAAACGCGAUAAGAAUUUUUAAAUGCCAGGCGUCUGUGCUCUCCUAUAAAUAUACUGUUAUAGCAAUAAACUAAAUAUUGAUAGGUAAAAAUGUA